ACUUUAGUCUAUCAAGCAGCAGGAGGAGAUCAUCCACCGAGAUCCAUGUCGGAUCAUCAGCUCCGACCAGGCAGUUCUGGAAGCUGGUGGAGCGCCGCAAGCCUCGCCACGCCCGUCCCCGAGGUGGCUGACCUCGGUGGGAGCUUCAGAUGGACGACCGCCGCUGACAUGGACGUGUUCGAGGCCCAGUUGAUCUCGAACCCCCAAGUCUCGGCUCCGGCGACGGUGGGUUUCGGCCUCUCGUCCCCUUCCCUCGAGUGGAGCCAGCCUUUCUUCAGCAGCAGCAGCAAUGGUGGGAGAGAGGACACCAGCUGGGGCUUCCAUGGCUUGCUCCAAGAGGAGGUCAUCUCACGGCCAUGCGUUCAGCGACACUCCGGGAUCGAGGAUUCUACUUGGAGUCCAUUGAAGACCAUGAACCCAAGCUUCAUGCAUGACCACCGCCACCACCACGUCUUGAGCUCAAACGCGUCCUGCGAGCUACCUUCGUCGACGCUGUUACCAGGACUUCUCGAACCCGACAGCAGACUGCAAAGAUCGUUUCACGACCAUCGCGAACAGCUGCAGAGAUCGGCAUCCGCUCGAUCGCCGCAGUUCUCCAACGAGACUUGCUUCUGGAAUCCGUCCGCGGGCGACGGAAGUAAUCUCAUCGUCAAGACGACUGCCGGAGUUAUUAGGAGCUCGAGCUCAACCAUGGAGAAGAGAAACGGCAGCGAGCCAGCACUCAAGAAGGCAAGGACAGAGACACCAUCGCCAUUGCCAACUUUUAAGGUCAGGAAGGAGAAGCUAGGCGACAGAAUCACUGCACUUCAACAACUGGUCUCGCCAUUUGGAAAGACCGAUACUGCUUCGGUGCUGCAAGAGGCCAUCGAAUACAUCAAGUUCCUCCACGAUCAAGUCCGCGUUCUGAGUGCGCCGUAUCUGAAGAAUGGCCAUCAAAUGCAGCAAGUGAAGAGCCUGGACUCAUCGAAGGAUUCUGGAGAACAGAAUCAAGACCUCAGAAGCCGAGGGCUGUGCCUCGUUCCCAUGUCGAGCACAUUUGCUGUAGCUAACGAGAUCCCUGCUGAUCUCUGGACCCCUCCCUUCAUAGGAACCUUUAGGUAGCAAAAGAGGGUCGUUGUAGAAGGAGUGGAAGAACAACUCCUCUACAGACACAGGUAGGGAAGGAUAGACCGAAGGAAAUUUAGUGCAGAGAGAGAGAGAGAGAGAGAGAGAGAGAGAGAGAGAGAGAGUAAAGAGGAAGGAAGAAGAAUGGUGGUGACCCAGAGAGGGGAAUGAUGUAAGGCUGGAUUAAAAGUACAUUUGUUGUGUGUGAAUUGAUUGUAGAAGAGCUGCCAUUACUUCUUCUUUCUUUCUUUCUUUCUUGUCCUAACAAAUAUUAUUGAAAACAAGGAGUAAUAAGAGCAAGUAUUUGGCAUUUCUAUCA
Musa acuminata AAA Group (dessert banana) is the source of this 1423-nucleotide messenger RNA. RefSeq names its product transcription factor bHLH103-like. Gene Ontology annotation, molecular function: DNA-binding transcription factor activity, RNA polymerase II-specific; protein dimerization activity; RNA polymerase II cis-regulatory region sequence-specific DNA binding. NCBI's taxonomy places the organism in Eukaryota, Viridiplantae, Streptophyta, Magnoliopsida, Zingiberales, Musaceae. The record is from RefSeq and is a predicted model, not a curated record. The transcript has 7 exons. Gene Ontology annotation, cellular component: nucleus. Gene Ontology annotation, biological process: regulation of transcription by RNA polymerase II. The coding region runs from base 46 to 1101 and encodes 351 amino acids.